Messenger RNA from Symsagittifera roscoffensis, 2599 nucleotides. Its product is annotated as UDP-glycosyltransferase UGT4-like. Bases 878 to 2284 code for a protein of 468 amino acids. Gene Ontology annotation, molecular function: UDP-glycosyltransferase activity. The record is from RefSeq and is a predicted model, not a curated record. Lineage: Eukaryota; Metazoa; Xenacoelomorpha; Acoela; Convolutidae. The transcript is spliced from 5 exons.
UUUUCCGUUCUCACUUUUCGCAUCUCAAAAAUUUCUGUAUUUCUAGCCCGUGUGGUUCGCCUGUUUAACACUAUUUCAUUUCGUUCAUUAGAAUCAAGACUGGCAAGAAGUAAGAUGUUAUUUAGCUGGAUGAACAUGGGCAGGGGUAAAAUGUUUAGCAAGCGUAGUUCGUUGAUGUACACUCCCGUUUUAUUUCCAGUGAUCCAACGGAUUACUUUCUUUUGAAAUCGCUCCAACUGCAAUUGAUCCCCCCUCGAUAUAUGUGUACAUGAGAGUCCGUAUAAUAACACUGGGAGUAUUAGUGACUUAUACAGACCUAACUUUACAAACGUAUUUAUCUUUGCUGAUAGGUUUCUUCUCAGGAGGUACAGUACUUGGUUUGCCUUCUUUAAUCUUGUUUCAAAGUGUACCUUCCAACUUAAAUCGCCCGUGUACCUUCCAACUUUCUGAGUCUAUUUAAAGAUACAAUACAAAACGAUACUUUUCCCGAUACUCAAAAGCUAUUUUCAGAAAAAAUGAUACCGAUACCACUUAAGCAGUAAAAACGAUACCGAUACCGAUAUUUCAAAUUAGAUGCCCGAUACGAUGUCGGUAUCGAAGUCGCUGGUCGUGACGAGAAGAAACAGAGAAGAUCGAGUGGACCAGAGUGAACCUUCGGUGGAAAGGUGGACAGCUGAAGCUGCCCAAUAGUCCAAACAGAACACUUGUGUCUUGAUUCAAAGCUUAUUCACUUCAAACUUCUUGAGUUAAACUUGAUUACCGAAUUAACUCUAGAGUUGCUUAUUAAUUUAGUUACUCGAUUCUAGAAGUCGUGUCAGUAUGUAUUAUACGAUCUUUGACUGAGCGGAAGCAUAAUGUCACAUUGCUUACAACAAAUAUGUGCUCCGAACUGGUUGAACAGUUUGCACCUAAUGUGGCGGCUCUUCACGAACUUCAAGUCAUCCCGGAACACGAUUUCUCAACGAAUGUCGUAGCACAGUUCUGGAAGAUACACUACAUUAUGCAUGCAAACGGAACCGUUCUUUUGUACCACGCCGUCGAUGAUUUUCUGAAAUCGUCGGAAGUCGUUUUCGAUGGUAUGUUCAUUGAUUUGGUCGCAAAUGGAGCAGCCAUAGCGGCCAAAAAACAUAAAAUUCCUGUUGUCACUCAGUUCAUGGGGCCGAUCAUGGAACCCUACUCAGAGAAGCCUCUUUAUUUCGAUAGGCACGAAAUCCCCACCGAGACACCGUGGGAGAAACCGAGUCUGCUUAUGGCAUUGAUGAGUGCUUUCUUUAGCGGUGUUUAUGAUCUUGCAAUUUCGUACCCCAUCUACCGGUCAGUCAAUCUAAUACACGCGGAAAAUGGUUGGGAUAAGGUUGACUACAAUAAUGGACUGUGGCCUUUCAGUUACACUCAACAGUUCUCCAUGUACAUAGCUCACGGUGCUCAACCAAUUAUUCAUCCGAAUGGAUUCAAAAUGGAAAACGUGAUUUCAAUUGGCUUUGUUCCUGACAAGUUGAUGUACUCGGAGUUGACUCGGGAGCUGACUGAUUUUAUAGAACAGGCCGAUGGGCCAGUUAUUUUCAUCAGCAUGGGCACAGUAUUUAUGAAGAAUGCAGACGAAUUGAUAAAGUUCUACGAACAGCUGAAGAAUCAACGGAACUUUUAUUUUAUUUGGGCUGUAAAGACAGCGAUGAUUGAAGACCUCGGAAUAACGACAGAACCCGUCAGCAGUGAGCGUCUGUUUGUUGGGCGAUAUCUUCCACAGGGGAAGAUUCUGCAACACUCCAAGGUGAAGCUGUUUGUCACCCACUGUGGCUCUAAUUCAGUUCAAGAUAGUGUCUAUGCCAUGAAGCCCAUGAUCACUCAUCCCGGUUUCGGAGACCAGGUGUACCUUUCUAACAUCAUUCUGAAGUACGGACUGGGAAAAUACAUGGUCAAUUUUGACUAUGGAAAUAUGGAGUCACUCAUUAUUGAGUUAUUGGAGGACAGUAAAUACACGCAAAUGAAAGAAAAGUUGAGAGUGUACAGAGACAACCAGAUUGCGUUGGGUGGCUUUACGAAAGGCGCAGAGGUUAUCGAAGAUGUCAUAAGUGGAAGAUUGAAAAUAAACACCAAUGUAAAACCUGAACAGUUAUUUGGCAUUCAUCUGUUUGGAAUUCGAGCGACUGUAUUUGGCGUUCUUGCUGUUGUUCUCGGAUUUUUUUGCUUGGGAGUGAUUGCAGCUCUGAAAUUAUCAAAGUUUAUGGUGAAGACUUUCUCAGGGAACAGAAAACCUCACAGCAAACAAGCCAAAAAAGACUAACUUUUAUUAUUUGAAAACUUCGUGAUCAUUGUUUGGAAGAAACUAAAUAAAUGCAUCUACUAUUCUAUCAAGUUGGGUCAAUCAGAAACAGCCGCUUUUUUCAAGAAAAGGCGGUUAGUUCGUUGAACUCGAAUGAAUCAUUCCAAGUUUACAUUAAUCCUUUAUGAUAUAGUUCGUUCGUUGAACUCGAAUGAAUCAUUUAUCGAGUUUAUAUUCAAAAUUUACAUUAAUCGAGUUUACAUUCAAAGCUUACAUUAAUCCUUUAUCGUACAAAUAUUUUAUGUUUGAAGUAUUAAGUCUUUAUUGCUCCUCUUU